This is a messenger RNA of Ruditapes philippinarum (Manila clam), 4517 nucleotides long. RefSeq lists its product as uncharacterized. NCBI's taxonomy places the organism in Eukaryota, Metazoa, Mollusca, Bivalvia, Venerida, Veneridae. Bases 233 to 2509 code for a protein of 758 amino acids. The record is from RefSeq and is a predicted model, not a curated record. The transcript has 8 exons.
UGUUAAAAAUUUCAAACUCAGGGAACUUUUUCACAUAAUAUAUAAUUCAUUAUGAUGGACUUUAAUCGUGAAAUAUAUCUGAAAAGAUCAUUUGCUGAGUGACUAAAUUUAGUUAUGUGAGACAGAUCAAGGUCGUUUAAUAUGUGUGUUCUUUUAUCUUUACAGGCUAGGAUUGGACAGGAAACAAAAUAUAUUUUACUGAGACGAUAACUGGCUGUAAACACAGACAAAGAUGGACUUUGGUGGUUUGGUUGUAGCAACGGGACUGACGUCAUUUCUAUGUCUUCUAGCGUCAAUGUUAUUUCUCUUUCGAUGGAGAUACAGAAUCAACAAAGCUGACAAAUCAAGAAUAGAGAAUAAAUGUGAUUAUGAAAGAAUGGAGACUUUGGGAUUUACAGUUGUUAAUGUCCAACUCCAACAAGACAAUAAUAGCUUGCUUGAGGCGGUAGCUGACCAACUCAUAUUUUCAGGUGUUAACAAGAAAGCAACAGUAAAGGAAACACAGCGAAAUAUAUAUGAAUAUUUUCAGAAUGUUUCCACAUCAUACUUGGUGGCAGCAUACAGGUACCUUAAAGCUAAAGCCAUAUUGGUAAAACCUAAAAACGACGAUUUGUUGUAUGCUAUAGCUAAUAUCUAUAAGGUAACUAUUGAGGUAGUUAAUGCUGGAACACUUGAAUCAAGGAUUAUAAGGCCAUUACACUGCAAAUCAUCUGAACGUCAACAAAUUAAAGGGUUAUUUAUCGGGUACACUAGAAAUAGUCGCUUUGUUUCCCUUCGAAAACUGCCAGAACCAAAAGUCACGAUCGAUGAUUUACCAGCUGCUGGAUCUAUUACACAGAGCAAGGAGAGACCAAUCAAGAUAUGUCACAAUGACACUGUUGGAAAUAAAACAGAACUAGAUAUCACAAAUCCUCGCCAGACUGUCAUAAGUAUAGGAGAUAACCAAACAAACGUUUUAGAUUGUGAUGAUGUGUUUGAAAAGAUCACAACAAUUACAGUUGGAACUAACAACGUCCAACAAAUUAGGUGUAAUUUACGAACUCCAAAAGAUGUACUUAAAUGCGCAAAAUAUUUUUACGAAAACAAAAGUGAAUUUGUAGGUGCUGAAAUUAAACUCAAAAUAACUUGCAAAGGAGAUGGUACAAAGGACACGAGUGACUACGAAGACUUAAUAUUUAAAAAUCUUCAAUCUAAUUUAGAUGAAUUUCAAAGUGAAUUGGAUGCUGUUUUAGAUGUUGAAGUAGUAAGAGUUGAAAAAGGGUGCAUCCUGUUAACAUUUAAGUCAAGGUCAAACGAAUCGGCAGUAGAAUUACCCGUCAAGUUCUUUUCAUCGGAAUUCGAAACCUUGAUCCGGUUCAUGCUACGGUCUCUUGACAUGGAAUGCUUUAAUCUUAUACAGUUUGUUAUGCUUCUCGAAAUCAAAUUUCAUCAAAGAGAAUGUGUCUUUGACGAAGGAAAUAAAAACGAAUCAACCACACGCUAUUCAGAUGGUUCACAUUGUAAUAAGAAAACAGGUUAUAUUGGAACAUUUGGGAUGGAAAAGGAACUCAAUAAAGGAAUUUGUAUAACUGUAAAACCUAAGAAAGAUAUUUUAAAUACAAAUCCUCGCCUAAGUGAUAUACCAGAACACUUAGUAAAGGCUGCCUUAACAUCUAUCAAUAAAGAGGGAAUACUGAAGCCCAACACUGAAGUCGAUGUCACGCUGAAGAGGAUAAAAUGUAAACACAACAAUCCAACUAUAAAAGUACGACCUUUGAGUAACCAAAAGGGUAGCACAGACAAUAAAGGCAAACACAGAAAACUGCGUUACUUUGCGUUACAUGAUGAGCUUGAUUAUCAGGAGGUUGGUUAUAUGACGGGGAUCAUAAAGGGCAAAAAUGGUCUGGUAGCAACAGCAUUCAGGGCAGGUCAUGACUUUGUUUUGACUACGUACCACUUUGUUUCUGCUACUGACCAAGAUCAAAUUGAAGUGGUUUUCAAAGAUGAAAGGAGGGGCAAAAGGCUGAAGCUGAUAUUUUUCAAUAAAGAACUAGAUGUAGCAUUGCUGGAGAUACAAAGUCCAUCAAAGAAAGUGCAAUCUGUUUUGUAUAUAACAGAUGCAAGUCCGGGUGAUGACAUUUACAUUGUUGGGCAUACUUCUAAAAACAAGUUGAAAAAGGAACGAACAACAUGCCUUAAUUGGAGAAAUAUUGAUAUGUCGUCAGAUUGCGAAAAAUACAUAUUGUUUCAUUCGGAGAAAUUUGGGGAAGGGUCAUCUGGUGCACCUUGUGUAAAAAUCCAUGACAAUAAACUAUGUGUGGUUUCGAUUCUGAUUGGUGAAUUAAUUGGCGCCAAAAAUAGCAGAGCUGCACAUUUAGGUGUAAACAUGAUGGCUCUGUAUAGUCUUAUGUUAAAGCAAGACAAAGACCUUUGUCACUCAGUUUUUCAAGUAGUUGAUAAUAGAGUUGAUACGUGCUAUUGUAAGGAAGCGGAGGACAUUUUUGAUUUCGUAAACUCAAGAGCAUCGUAAUAUAUAUUAGGGUGUUUUAGUUUCUUUGUAGGCUGUAAGCAUCCAAUGAUUUGUAUAAAUUUCGUUUUUUUAAUGUACAUAUUUUAUACAGAAGACUACCAUGUUUAUGUGGCUAAUCUCCAAAACUGUUUCUGAGGAUUUUAUACGCACUUGUAAUUACUUAUAAUUUGCGUCCUUUUGCUUCCAUUAAUGACCACUAAUAAGCAAAUUGCUGACUUCGAAAAUUAUCAAAGUUUUUUUUUUUUCGUAGCAGACGAUCAGCAUCACCUCAGAGGAAUAUUUGUUACAGAUACAUUAUGAAUUGUGGCUUUUAGAACAAAAAUUUGAAACUUGAAUACUGUUGCAUGUACCAAACGUUAACUUUACGGAUUUGUCAAAUGCUUAUUCCCUGGAUCAUGGUGGUUAUCCAAAUUAGUUUUACUUUGCAGCAAAGAAAUAAAAUGCUUAAAACGAAUCAUUUUCGAGAUAUUUUAAUAUUUAUUUCUUUAAAUGUCCUUAAGGUGUGAAGUUUCCUUCGUUGAUUCUACUAACAAUGCGUAUAAUUGUUGAUAUAUGCCCUAUUUCUUACUUUGUUAGAUCACAAUUUUGUUUGUUUGUUCGUUAACGAUAAUAUUAAAGCAUUUUAUGUACACAUCGUCAUACUUUAGAGUAUGGUUAUGAUUUAUAUCAAUAGUGUAUGGGAGAAUGUACAAGUAACCAAUGAAGUAUGGAGUAAAUUUUAUAUUUCGUUUUUUGUUCCACAUUUCGAAAAAAGGAAUUAUCGAGCUGCUUCCAUAACACUUUAGUCGGUGUCGACGUUGGCCUUGGUUAACAUUUAAGUUAAAGUCUGUUUUCUCAGAAACUAUUAAGCUAAUCACUACAGACUUGUUAUGCUUGUGUAUGGUCACAAACGAAGAAAAAAGGAUAUACGCAAAUCAAUUUCCCGAAUAUGAGAAAGAGUCGUAACUCAAUUAGAAUUAUUUUCUUUGCUUAGGAUGAGUUCUCUCGCUUUUCAAGCUUGUCAACUUUUUGGUAGUCCAAUGAAGCUUAUUUAUUUUUUCUAGCAUAAUUUAUUUUAAGUAACAAAACAAAACUAGAAGGACAUAUAAGUGCAUUUAUAAGUCAAACUUUUGUUUAACAAAAUAAAUACCUUAUCGGUAACAAUUACAAUUUAGAUAACACUCAUUCAUAAUAAAGAUUCUAAGCAUACCAAACUGCAGUGGGACUAUGUUCAGGCCUUCGCCUGAAGUAAUAAAAGUCAAAACAAGUUUACAUCAAUCUUUUAUUGUUCUUUUUUAAUAAAAUUUUAUUAAAAAAAAAUACAGACCAUAGCAUCAAUUAAAGUAUACAAAGCUAUAUCUUUUUUGAGUGGUGUUUACAAAAUUUUUGUUUCAAUAUUAGAAAAAAAGCAGUUCUUGUAAAAAUUGUGUGGAAGAAAUAUUUCCUUUUCAGCCAAAGGCGCAUGCACAAAAUUAUCGUUUACGGUCACAAUCCUACUAUGCAUAGCAGAUUAAUAAUUUGUUCCAGAGCAUUUCAUUUUGUUUACGAACAAUAUUCUAUGAGGUAAAUAACAAUAAAACAAUAACAAUAAAAAAUUUGUGUUAAAACUCUUUUGUAAUGCACCAUAAGAUAAUGGAAGAAACCGGUUUUUAAUGUUUUUAAAAUAAUCUUAAAUUUUAUGGAAGUAUGUCGUCCAAUUUAGCGUUUUACCCUUUAAAAUCAAGUUAGAUUAAAACAGUUAUUUUAUUAUUCUGCUACGACUGUUAUAUAACACGUCUUAAUUCUCAAAAGAUGGACGGUAUGUAGCCAAAUCUAAAAUAAGAUGCACUAUUUCAUUCCUGAAGAAUUACACAUUACAAAUCGCUUUUAAAAAUGACGUUUUAUUUUUUAAGCAGGUAUUUUCUUAAAAGUGUAAAUAAUAUACCGUUUCAAAUAUUUAGUAAUACAAAGUAUAAUGUUCUACCUUUUAAAUAGGACACAUAUUUAUUCACAUUAUAUGUAUAAAAAGUUUUCUUUACUAUGUGUAUGG